This is a messenger RNA of Fulvia fulva, 192 nucleotides long. RefSeq lists its product as uncharacterized. The coding region runs from base 1 to 192 and encodes 63 amino acids. The record is from RefSeq and is a predicted model, not a curated record. NCBI's taxonomy places the organism in Eukaryota, Fungi, Ascomycota, Dothideomycetes, Mycosphaerellales, Mycosphaerellaceae. The transcript has a single exon.
AUGCCUACUUUCCCAUUCAAGAUACGCAACCCAGUGUUGGAUGCAAGAGCGGAAGGUGCCGAGCCAUCUGGUAAAGAAGGAUCGUCACAAGCGGCGCCGUUCAAGGUGCGUUCGAGCAUCGCAAUGCCCUUGGAAUCAGGUGUCGGUCGAGAAGAUGGGCAGCCAGAUGGUGUCCACGAUGUGAAGUUGUAG